Molecule: messenger RNA, 779 nt
Organism: Cebus imitator (Panamanian white-faced capuchin)
Lineage: Eukaryota; Metazoa; Chordata; Mammalia; Primates; Cebidae
Gene: FABP5
Product: fatty acid binding protein 5
Exons: 4
Coding region: 159-566 (135 amino acids)
Biological process (GO): fatty acid transport
Cellular component (GO): cytosol; nucleus
Molecular function (GO): fatty acid binding
Source: RefSeq, a predicted model, not a curated record
GGGCGGGGCGGGGGCCGGGCGAGGCGCGCCUCCUAUUGGCCGCGUGGCGCCGCCCGCACAGGCAGCUCUUAAAAAGCCCCGCCGGCGCCCGGAGCCGCACUGCACGCUACCCGCGCCGACCCCGCUCUGCCAGCUUCGCACGCCCACCCGCGCCCACCAUGGCCACAGUUCAGCAGCUGGAAGGAAGAUGGCGCCUGGUGGACAGCAAAGGCUUUGAUGAAUACAUGAAGGAACUAGGAGUGGGAAUAGCUUUGAGAAAAAUGGGCGCAAUGGCCAAGCCAGACUGUAUCAUCACUUGUGAUGGCAAAAACCUCACCAUAAAAACUGAGAGCACUUUGAAAACAACACAGUUUUCUUGUACCCUGGGAGAGAAAUUUGAAGAAACCACAGCUGAUGGCAGAAAAACUCAGACUGUCUGCAACUUUACCAAUGGUGCAUUGGUUCAGCAUCAGGAGUGGGAUGGGAAGGAAAGCACAAUAACAAGAAAAUUGAAAGAUGGGAAAUUAGUGGUGGACUGUGUCAUGAACAAUGUCACCUGUACUCGGAUCUAUGAAAAAGUAGAAUAAAAAUUCUAUCAUCACUUUGGACAGGAGUUGACUAUGAGAAUGAACAAGCUCAGUUCAAUGAGCAAAUCUUCAUACUAUUGUUUCUUUCUUUUUUUUCUCAUUACUGUGUUCAUUUAUCUUUAUCACAAACAUUUUACAUGGAGCUAUUUCAAAGUGUGUUGGAUUAAUUAGGAUCAUCCCAUUGGUUAAUAAAUAAAUGUGUUUAUGCUAAUA